UGGCUUAAAACAAGACCAGUGAUGAUAUAAAACGAUUUUUGAAUUUUAAUGAUUCAGUGAGCUAAUUUACGAUGUUCAUAUCGUAGCAUUAAAUGCCGCUUACACCACGCGCAAAGACGUAACCACUCUCGCGGUGCUCACUAACUGCCCCCUCUAGUUGUGUCUGUUCUCAUCUCAUCAUCAUCAGGGCGUUUCAACGCUCAGGAGCACAGUAGCUGUCGCCUCUUAUCUCGCAACUACUCCUCCACCCUAAACGGGACAGCUCCUUUUUCAUACAGAUGACUUGAAAUGUUGAUGUAGUAAAAAUGAACAAGCCCAAAAUGGCCACAGAGAAGGGGGUUCCCAGUAACUCCAGGAUAGUGAUGCUUCUGGGCCAACUGGAAAGGAUGAAUGGUGAGGCCAUGGUCAGGGAUGUCGAAACAGCAAGACAGGUCACUACAAAGAUCCUUCAUCUCAUACAGACACAGGGUAAGAAUGUGUGUAAACAUGCACAGUGAUACAUGUAAUCUCCUGAACUCCGGUAUAGUUUUGUUAUCUUGAGCCAAGUGCGAUCUCAGUGAGCAGUCCUGGCCUUGAAUUGCAUUGCUGGCAGUGGAAACAGCUGCAAAAUAUUCAGGCACUGUAACAAGUUAUAAAACAGCAUUUCCUUGCAAUUUGCAAAGUGAUUCGUUUGGAUUGUGUAAGCAAGUAUUCGACGUUAUUGAUCAGAGGUUUUUGAUCACCUCCAUAUUUUUGCUACAAAUGUUCCCUUGGACUCGCGAUAAGAUGCUUAGAAUUAGGAGGUCAAAGGUUCCUGUGAAAUCACUUUUUUUUAAAACUCCCAGUAAUUAUCUGGAAGAUCUUCAGUAUAUCUGUUGGACAUGUAUGAACGUGUACAGACAAGUACAUGUCUGUAAACUGCAUCUUUAGUUGUUGGAAUAGUGACGCAACCACAAAGUAGUAUAUUUAGUUCCAGGAUGCAAGUCUUGCUAAUGGGCAGUUGUUUGUGCAACUGUUUUAAAGCUCGUGUUUAAAAUGAAUGAGGAUACAACCCUAACCUUUAUUUUAAUGGUCAUGUAUGUAUAGACGCACCAGUCAUAACUGAUACAAUCAUUUCUUUCAAUUCUAGAAAAAGUUUGGCCUCAAAUAUGAAGUUUAAACAGCAUUUAAGAUGUAUUUGAAUGUAUUUAUAAUGUGCAUGCACCCACAUUUAUAAGACUAACAGCUUAAUUGAAGGUGCUAACACAAUAAGUGUCUCUGGCUGAUCCCACAAAAUGAGCCCAAUGCCAAAGCACAAUAUGACUACAGUUAGCUGAGAAAUCUUUAUUACAAUAACCAUGGAUGGGAAUGAUAAUGAGUAGAUAUGCCUAAUGUGUCAGAGGGCACAGUUUUAGAGUGUGUUCAAACACAUCUGGUCUUUGUACAGAUGGAGGGUUUGCAGCAAAAUGAUUAAGUUAUCAGCAGAAGCUGUUGGAACUGUUUGGAUUUAAUCUUAAGACUUAAUUGGUUUCUGUUGGUUCUUGCUGUAAAUCAAUCAGUUUCUGAACAUUUAAUUUCUAUUAAAUGUACAUCAUUUUUAAGUUUGUACCAUUCGAAGUCUUUCAGUGGAACUAUAAUGACCAAGUGGAAGAGUUGGUUGUUAUUGUUUUAAGACUUAAAGGCAAAGAUCUGUGUGAAAGCUUUAAAGAACUCUUAUUUGUAUUUCAGUCAAAUGCAGCAGAAUCAGAGUUAUUGUCCAUUUAUUAAGUACAUUUCUUCCUCUCAAACCCAUCUGUACAUUUCACAAAUGCCUUGAUGCCUAGCUUCAGGUUGUGGGGAAAAUUCCCAAAUUCGUAGAAAACUUAAAGUGUGGUUGUUGUGUAAAUAGAGAUGCAGUAGUUCGUUGACAGUCAAGAUGUGACCCCCAUUCUCUGAUUACUCCUUGAAAGGAAAAUGGAGACGAAGAUCUCAUAACGGAAGAAGGUGGCACACCAGGUGUCGGACACACUGAUACAUGAGUGCGUCUCUGUUAGCAAGGAGCUAAUUACAAAAACGAAAAACAAACAGCAUUGUUCUGCUGCUGUAACAAUUAAAAAUUAAAGGACUUGCUUAAUUAACAAACUCACAGAGGCUUUUGAUCCUGUGUUUACAACAUUUAGUAUUUGAAACUCGUACCUCUAACCUUUACAAAGGUAAAGUUAUAAACCUUUAAAAAAAACCCACAAUCUUCAAAUAAUGCUAUCUUGCAAAAAAAAUCAAUUUUUGCAAGAUUUUUGUUUGUUUUUACUUAUAAUAACAUAAUAAUAACAAUAUUAGUAGUAGUAUAAUUAUAUAAUACUACUACUACUAAUAAUAAUUAUAAUAAACUAAUGUUGUCCUGUAGCACAGUUUUAAGUUACUGGUUUUCAGUGCUUGUCAGUCCCCUCCUCCUUUGAGAAAUUCUGCUGAAUCAUGACAUGAUGUGAUUUCCAACUACUUCUUCUCUCUUACUUUUCUUAAAUUUCACCUUUCGUCUUUCCGUAACUUGUUGCUUCCUCCUUCAAAGCAAAGUCCUAGCUAAUCUAUCAUGAAUGAUGGGCACAGUGGAAAGGCUUGUCUGUGACUCUAUCAAUCAUGCAAUAUCAGCUGUUCCUCUCUCACCUGUUGCUUGGCUGUCUGUGACACCAUGCCUGCAGUCUCAACUUGAAAUGUGUAUGAGUGUGACGUCGGUUUGAGGGAAGCGCCGAGGUCUGUAACCCUGCAUGCAGUAACUAUACACCCCAGGAUGGACUUUGCUGUACUCUUGUCUCAAGUUCAGGGUCUCAGGAGCUUAAGAGGCAGUCAAGAAAUACCAUGAGAAAGAACAAGGGAAUGUCAGGUGCUGUAAGGGCAGACAAAAUGUCAUCUCUUGAAAUAAUUUUAAAAGGGAAAAGGAAGAUAAUUACUCCACAUACUGUACCUUUGGACAUUUGGUUUACUGCAAAAUGAAUGAAAUUUUGAAUUUUCUCCGUAUUGCAUGGAUCCUGUGGGAAUUGUAGUGUCUGUUUUAAUUUGGUGGUAAUGUAUCAUCUACCCCCUCUGCAUAAACAGAGUUGUCUUAUGCUGAUGUCUAUAGGAGCUGUCUGUGGAUUAGUUUCAGGUAUCAAGGCAGAAGAGGGGCUGAUUACCAGCUUCAGAGAGCCCUGACUCAGAGGGCAGAGUUAGAGGUACGGUUGAAAAGUAGGAGGCUUGGACUGACUAAUUGAGGAGUUAGUGAAAAGCAUUGAUUUUCAAUCUUUGACAACACAUGAUUUGAGGUGUCAAAGAGUUAAGCUUUUUGAAUCAGUUUUAGUACUUCUGUGGAAGCCUCAAUGGGAUCUUUUGGAAAAUAGACAUUGUUUCACGUAAAGCUUCUUAACUUUUUAUCCUCAAAUGGAGUACCGCUACACCAGGAGACACCAUCAAUCUGUGGUUUCCUUGGACACACCAGAGAAGAGUGGAAAAGAGGUCAUGUCCAAAGGCUCCAGCGGCAUGGAAGUCAUCCUGGCUUCACUGGCGAACAGCAGAGAUGUUCAGACCACCCUGAACAUCUUGUAUAUUCUUAGUGAGCUGCUGACUGUGGGCAGGGGUCGCAGGAUGGGAGUGUUUGUGUCCAAAGGAGGAACAGGAAUAUUAUUCCAGAUCCUGACCUCUGCCAGCAAAGAGUUGCCUCCCAGUGAGGAGCUCAUGCUACAGCUUCACUCACUCUUAGCCAAGGUUGGCCCAAAAGACAGAAAGUUUGGUGUGAAGGCCCGAUUGAGUGGAGCUCUGAACGUCACCAUCAGCCUGAUCAAACAGAAUCUACAGAAUGCCAAACUCCUUCUGCCCUGCCUGCAGGUUCUCAGGGUUUAUUCGGCCAACUCGGUGAAUGCAAUUUCUUUGGGCAAGAAUGGAGUAGUGGAACUGAUGUUCAAGAUUAUAGCACCAUACAGCAAGAAGAACACCAGCCUGCUCAAGGUAGCUCUGGAUGCACUUGGAGCACUUCUCAAAUCCAAAACUAACGCUCGUCGUGCAGUGGACGGCAGUCAUGUGCCCGCCUUGCUGGCUCUGUACCUGGAUUGGCAUCGCAAUGACGCACGUCAUCGUCACAUGUUGAUUCGCAAAGGGCUGCUGGUCUGCCUCAGGAACAUUACCAACAUCAAACUUGGGAGAAAGGCAUUCAUAGAGGCCGAUGGCAUGAGGAUCCUCUACAACACAUCUACCGAGUGUCUGCCGGUGCGAACUCUGGAUCCACUGAUCAACACUUCGAGUCUCAUCAUGAGGAAGUGUUUUCCUAAAAACCGUCUGCCUGUUCCUACCAUUAAAUCAGCUUUCCACUACCAGCUGCCUCAUGUACUUCCAGUUGGACCUGUGGCACAGCUGUACAGCCAGCCUCCUGGGGGAACAACAAGUCACCAGCUCAGCAACAAGCCCUUAAAGAAGGUGGAUGAUGUGGUGGAUGACAGCGACGAUAAUGAGGAGACGGAGGCAGAAACUGAUACUGACAAUGAAGAGGAUGAGAAAGCUCAUCGCACUUUGAACGAUGACAUAGAGACUGACCUGAACAAGCUGCAUCCCACAAAGAGCCCUGGUCGUCCAUUCGAGGAAUUGAGGGUAUAUGAGAGAUUCUUUCUGGAACUAUCUGAAGACUUUCAGGGGUAUAACUUUGAAGGCUCAAAAGGUGCCUCUUCUACUCCUUCAUCAGGAUCCCUUUCUUCAUCAUCAUCCUCAGCUCGAUCCACUCGUCCAAUCAUAGUGCCCACAGCUCAAGCCCUGUCCCCAAAGCACAUGGCGACACCAGCCUCUCAGGAGAUCUGGAACUCUAUCAAAGGACAACACACACAGCCACCUGCCUCUGCCACCUCUCGAACCCCCGCUGCUUCUCUAGCAUCUCUAGAACUGGACACGAUCCACCUCACCAAGGACCAUGACAAAAAAGAGGAGACUCACAUUCCUACCCCAGAUGGGCAUACAACCUUAUCCUCCUCCAUGCAUUCUCCUCAAGGCCAGAUGAUAGAACAGGGACUACCGCAUGCACUGGAUUGUGUCUCUCUAGAAGACAAGGGGGCUCUGAAUGUAGAGGACGGUUUAAAGGGAGUGAAACAAGAGGGAUCCCCAGUCAGUGCUACAAGACACAUACAGUCACCUCUGCUGUUGGGGGAUAUCGCUACACGUCGCGUGGGAGGAGGAGGUUCAGAUUGUGGAUCAGAGGGUGCUGAAGAUGAGGGAGGGGAAGGAGCGGUUCUGGAGGUGCCUGACACAGCCCUCCUCCUCCCGCUGCAUGACCCUGACCUAUACGUGGAGAUGGUGAAGGGGACACGUUCUGUCCCACAGUACGCUGAAGUGGCUUACCCAGACUACUUUGGCCAUGUAGCCCCAACUUUUAAGGAGCCCCUUCUGGAAAGAGUUUAUGGUGUACAGAGAUCUAAGAUAUUCCAGGACAUUGAGAGGUUGAUUCACCCAAAUGAUAUCCUGGAUAAAGUGGUUUAUGACUUGGACAUUCCCAGUUGCCCUGUUAUUGAAGACAGUGGUGAAUCACUGAAGUUUAACUCUCAGUUUGAGUCUGGUAACCUCAGAAAGGCAAUUCAAGUUAGAAAGUAUGAGUAUGACCUUGUGUUGAAUUCAGACAUCAACAGUAAUCACUACCACCAGUGGUUUUACUUAGAAGUGAGUGGGAUGCGUGUUGGGACCACCUACCGUUUCAACAUCAUUAACUGUGAGAAGUCAAACAGCCAGUUCAACUACGGCAUGCAGGUGCUGAUGUACUCGGUGCAGGAGGCAAUCAGUGGCAGACCUCGCUGGGUUAGAACGGGAACAGACAUCUGUUACUACAAGAAUCACUUUGCAAGGAGUUCCAUCGCAGCUGGUGGUCAGAAAGGAAAAUCGUAUUUCACUCUGACCUUCAGCACAACCUUCAGCCAUAAAGAUGACGUCUGCUACUUUGCCUAUCAUUACCCUUAUACAUACUCUACGCUCAAGAUGCACCUGGCCAAACUGGAGGCACUGAGGACCCCUCAUAUCUACCUGAGACAGGACGUGCUGUGCGAAACCCUCGGGGGGAACAUCUGCCCCCUUCUUACCAUCACUGCCAUGCCCGAGUCCAACUCAAAUGAUCACAUCUGUCAAUUUAGGAACCGUCCAUUGAUCUUCCUGUCUGCCAGAGUGCACCCCGGAGAGACCAAUGCCAGCUGGGUAAUGAAGGGCACGCUGGAAUUCUUAAUGGGCACGAGCCCACUGGCAGCCAGCCUGAGGGAGGCCUACAUCUUCAAGAUAGUGCCCAUGCUCAACCCUGAUGGAGUUAUAAAUGGGAAUCAUCGUUGUUCUCUGAGUGGGGAGGAUUUGAAUCGCCAGUGGCAGAAUCCCAAUCCUGAGCUCCACCCCACCAUCUACCACACUAAGAGCCUGCUGCAGUACCUUGCACACAUACAGAGGGCACCACUGGUAUUUUGCGACUACCACGGUCAUUCCAGGAAGAAGAAUGUGUUCAUGUACGGCUGCAGCGUAAAGGAGACAGUUUGGCAGUCCAAUAUCAGUGCUACAUCGAGCGACUUGCACGAGGACCUUGGAUACAGGACCCUUCCCAAGAUCCUGUCCCAAAUCGCUCCAGCCUUCAGCAUGGCUAGCUGCAGUUUUGUUGUGGAGCGCUCCAAAGAGGCAACCGCCCGCGUGGUUGUCUGGCGAGAGAUCGGAGUGCAACGCAGCUAUACAAUGGAGAGCACGCUCUGCGGCUGUGAUCAGGGCAAAUAUAAGGGUCUUCAGAUCGGCACCAGAGAGCUGGAGGAGAUGGGAGCUCAGUUCUGCGUGGCACUGCUGAGGCUGAAGAGGCUGACCGGGCUCCGGAACCACCAACACCUACUGGAUUUGGAGAGCGAUAUUAUUGGGACACAGUCCAAAGUGGUCAGCCCAACUACUUAUGUGAUGGAGGAGGACGAGCCGUCCUUUCUGGAGGCUAUAGACUACAGCGCAGAAAGUGACAAUGAAGACGCGGAGCCCGAAAACGAGCACGGCAACAACGUCCACGAGAAUCCCGACCACCUCGAUCAACUGUCCGACUCGUACUAAUCGCAGGGAUCAGCGCUGCGGGGUUAAUCUCAUCUGUACCUGGCAGUUUGAGCUUACAAACAGCUGGUGCCUGGGCUUUUAGAUGAUCUAAAUUUAAAGAUUUCACAGGUGACAUAGCAACACUUCUCACAUUGACUGCUGGAUAAAUAGCAUAGAUUUAAACCUGACCCUGUUGUAAAUACAAAUCCAAAUGGUACAUAAGCACCACACAGGUGUGUGUCGACCUGAUAGAUUUACUCUUGUCUAUGCGGCUGACGUGCUGCUCUUAACGGUACUCCACCUGCCUUUCACUUCAGAUAGACUGAUAUAAGCCACAGUAAUACAAAAAAUAAAGCUUCUAAUGAAUGUUUUCACCUUUCACUACCAGAAUUUAAUCAUCAUGAACUGUAAGCCUUGACCUCAGACACCAUAUAGCCUCUGAGAUUCACAUAUAGCUGCACAGGGCUGCAACCAGCAGGCACUUUGGACAUUUAACUUGAACCCCGGUCCACUCGCUGCUCCUUUUUUAUCACCUCCAAACUCACGCUGAAGCUUUCUGCCAAGGUUGUAGUUGUAUAAUAGAGCCAGUGGCUUCUGUAGGCUUUGAAAGCCCUGUCAUCUGUGACGCUGUGUUUGAUAGAAACACUUCUGCAGGUGAUUUAGGGAAACUGGAUCUCCUUCACUGGCCAGCACCGAGAUCCAAUCUGCCUGCCUUCUUAUUUCCUCUUUCUAGCUUUCUUCAUUGUUGCCCUGCACUUUAACUUUGUAUUCAUUUAGUUUGUUCAGGCCUUCUUUGCUUGUCUCUUUCUUUUCUUUGAGAAGCCAAGGUAUCACUGUUGAAAUGGGAUGGACAGAUGAUCAAACAGCUCUCAUAUCUUAACAUCAUUUGAACAAGAACCAGCUCAGAUGUAACCAGACUUGAGCCGUGACCUUACUUCCUUCCCUCUUCGGCAACGCGACACGUGGGCCGAUCACCCAUGUGCUCUCUGCCUUGCUUUAUCCAAAACCGAAGCUAUUCAUAUCACACACAAGCAGAAUGUUCACGUCUUUAUAAAGACAAACCUUGUACAGUAUUUAAAACGUGGAUGUAAACACUGCAAACUAACAUCAGUGACACAUUUAGGUGGAAUGUAUAGCAUCCACAUGUCGGUGUUUUCAUUGUUUUUUAUGAACCGUGUUAGUAUAACAAAGUAGUGAUGAACAAGAAAGCAUGAGCUGCACAGAGAGCAGAAAAUCCUUGUGCACUUUGGACAAACACAAAUCACACAGAACAAAGACAAAGUGAAUGCGAGUAGUGUGGAAACCUCAUCUUUAGUCACCUCGUUUGUUUGAGCCCAGCCCAAAGCUCGACGGUAACACUUCUCUUUUGUCUAUACUGGAAUGUUUUUCCCGUCGUUGUUCUUUCCUCUUGUGUGUAUAUUUUGUGGAGUUGUGUAGGACAGACCCAUGCGUAAAAACAGAUGGUGCUGAGUAUCAAAUUGUUUUUUUCCCUGCUCAUAGAGAUGUGUUUCUGUUGUACAGGUUGAUUUGUUUGUUUGUUUUUUGCUUGCUGUUUUUAAAUUAUUAAGUAUUUUUUGUGUGAUGCUUCCUGUACGUACAUUUUUCUGUGUGGGUGCAGACUGUGUGUGCACAUUUGCAGGAGUUUAAGUUAUUCCAUUAUUCUGCUCAGCUAAUGCUCUUAAAGUGUGUUUCUGCUUUCAAUUUGAUUAUCCACUCUAACUCGGCUUCACUCCCCCAAUAAUUUUUUCGCUCCUCUCUUUCCUUCUAAACCCAUUUCACUCCUCUGUUUUCUGUCCUUUGCUUCCUUUUAAGUUUUGUUUGGGACAUCUUAGAAACACAGCAUUAUUGUCGUGCGUGUGCAUGUGUGUGUGUGUGUGUGUUUGAGGGAUAUCCACGUGUAAUUUCAGUAUAAUAUGCGAUACGUGUCUGUCAUAUUUCUGUCUCUUGCAGCUUAUGUGCAAUGCUGGGCUGCGUUUGUUGGGAUAGUUAUUCAUUUUAAGUUGAUUGUACUGCAGAAAAUAAAAGCUAAGACUGAAUACAUGGGAAAUAAAAUGUGAAUAUGGUAAACUGCUGCAUUUUAUUUAUUUCAUAUUUAGUUUUUUGUUCCUGAACUGUACACUUUUCACUGUGAUACUGACGUGUGUUUUGUGAAACUUGAGUGAGCAUGAAAUUCACAUAAAAUCUGUCCUCAUGGAAACAUUUCUCUUUGAAUUUAAUAAAACAACUGUAAUUGAUCCUAAAGAUAUGAGAAGCAAAACACAUUAAAAGAGCUUCUUUUCAGGCUGUGUUGACUUUCAAGCUUGUAAACUCUGGUUUUGGUUUCAAUAAAUCACUGCACCCGUUUCCUG
Molecule: messenger RNA, 9323 nt
Organism: Haplochromis burtoni (Burton's mouthbrooder)
Lineage: Eukaryota; Metazoa; Chordata; Actinopteri; Cichliformes; Cichlidae
Gene: agtpbp1
Product: ATP/GTP binding carboxypeptidase 1
Exons: 27
Coding region: 3349-6996 (1215 amino acids)
Biological process (GO): proteolysis; protein side chain deglutamylation; C-terminal protein deglutamylation
Molecular function (GO): metallocarboxypeptidase activity; zinc ion binding
Source: RefSeq, a predicted model, not a curated record